ACCCCGGUCUACUUUGUACCUUGCUCGCCCGGACUCCGGAGCCCGGCCAAGCCGAGCCGGGCCAGACUAGACCCGGGGGCGAUGCGGCUUCUGCCUCUGUUGCGGACAGUCCUCUGGGCCUCGCUCCUCGGGUCCCCGCUCCGGGGGGGGUCCGGCCUCCGCCACGCCGUCUAUUGGAACUCCAGUAACCCCAGGUUGCUUCGAGGAGACGCAGCAGUGGAGCUGGGCCUCAACGAUUAUCUAGACAUCUUCUGUCCACAUUAUGAUGGGCCAGGGCCACCUGAGGGCCCUGAGACUUUUGCUCUUUUCAUGGUGGACUUGGCUGGCUAUGAGACAUGCCAAGCUGGGGGCACAGGAGCCUUCAAGCGCUGGGAGUGCGCCCGCCCUUUUGCUCCUUUUGGCCCAGUCCGAUUUUCAGAGAAAAUCCAGCGUUUCACACCUUUCUCGUUGGGUUUUGAGUUCCUGCCAGGAGAAACCUACUACUAUAUCUCUGUCCCAAUCCCAGAAAGCUCUGGCCGGUGUCUGAGGCUGCAGGUGUCAGUGUGUUGCAAAGAAACCACUGAAGUGCUGACCACCGCACCUCCUUUUGUGCUGCGCCAAGGGAAUGGGGUCUCUAGGGAUAUUCAUUGGGAGCCUACUAUGUGCUAGGACGCCCCUUUUUCCAGAACAUCUCAGUAAGGUAGUCGGGAGAUCCCCAGCUAUGACGCAGAUGGAACGGGUGCCCCUGCAUCAAACAGCCAAUGGAAUCCUGGGGCCCGGGGCAUGAGGUCAUCAAUGGAGACUCCCAUUGGUGGAGACAUGGAGGAUGGGAAGCCCCCCUCCCCACUUACCCCUUUCGGGGGCCCACUAAACCUGAGGGCACUGUGCCUCUCCCUCAUUCCUAGCUGCUGCUACCUUCAGUGGAUAGUAGGAUGGUACUGUGGAAUGAGGAGGCUAUCCUAGGGGGGUACUCCCAUCUUCUCCAAGUUUCCCCCCCACUUCCAGAGCAGAAAUCCCCAGAUUCAGCUAACCCAAGAAGUGGAGCUUUUUGGAGUGGUCCUGAAGUGACAGGAGGAGGAACUGGCAUUGCCAUCCCACAGAAUUGGUUCUUAGAUCUAAGUGUUCAUUUGAAUAUGUCUAUGUCCAAUUUGCAUGUUAUUCACAUAGUCAGAAUUAAAAAUCAAUCCCAUUUUCUCAGUCCUUCCUUCUUUACCCUCAAUUCUUCCACUUCACUUCCUAAUGUUUCCCAGCUCUUGCCCCUGUCUUCCCAGUAUCCUCUCCAGUCUAACCCAAUGUCCCCAUAAGAUAUAUUUGAUAUUAUAUUCCAAUUGAGAAAUCAACUCCACUUUUCCAGUCCUUUCCACCACAACUUUCCCAGAAUCUCCCUCCAGCCUUCCCCCCCUCCACCCAUGUCCCCCAGUCACCUCCCAGAGACCCAUUCCCUGCCUCUCACCUCUACUAUCCACCCAUCUACUGUCUUUCUUCCCCAGUGCAUGCCCUGCCUAUCUCCCCUAGUUUCCUCCCGUCUCUUCAGUGUUCUCCCAAUCUCUCUCUUCAACUGUUCCCCAUCUAGCCUGUUCUAGGCCAAAUUGAUCUUUGCAUGCUUGAAAAAGCAACUGGACACGUCUAAGUGAUGGACUAGAGGUGCAAAAUGAGAUGUAUGUUUUUUGACCAAACCAAUGUGCUGAUUUGUUUUCCUUGUCUAUUCUUUGUUACAAGGGAAGGUAGGUGCAUCACAGCAAUAAUGGGAAAAGAACAAGAAAAGAAAUUCAUGUCAAUAAAACAUUUUUAAAAUACACAAAAAUAUACAGGAGAGCCAAAGGACAUUCAGGAGACACAGAGAAGCAGAAUAGUUUUGUUACUAUCAUGGGAAAUUUAAUGUACCCUUUAAAAAA
This is a messenger RNA of Phascolarctos cinereus (koala), 1874 nucleotides long. The record is from RefSeq and is a predicted model, not a curated record. NCBI's taxonomy places the organism in Eukaryota, Metazoa, Chordata, Mammalia, Diprotodontia, Phascolarctidae.